CUUCUUCUUCUUCUUCUUCUUCUUCUUCUUCUAUCAUAGUGCUCCUCAUUUAUAAUUUUUGUUUUUAAUUUUCGUUUUUCUUCUCUCUCCCCGAAUCUAUCCCCAUCCCGCGACUUGUUUAGGCGACGUUGUCGGAGGAAGCCAAGGAGGUGUACAACAGCCUGGUCGAAACACCAGCGAUCGAAAGCGCACAAGACACGAAUCCUCUUCGUAUGUUGCGUUCGGGAUUGCCUGUGGUGAGACCAAGAGUUCGUGGUAACAAACACGCGACCCUUGGCCAUAGUAUGUCCCAUCCGGAGGACGCAUCUUCGGAACACGCUUUUCAAUUUGUGGAUAUGCAUCACGGCGGAGCAAAAACCUUGCCAAAGAUUCGAGCACCGCCACCUCCUCAUCUGCCACCUCCCUUACCUCAAACUCGAAGCUUGGAGAGGCACCACUCCGCUUUGGAGAUCGAGAACAAUCAGAAUCAGAGUAACGUCGAUGAAAAUCCGAUACCAUUGCCGCCGCGAGAUCGUUCGAAAACGUUACAACCGAAAUCGAGCUUGCCCAGACAUCAAAGGAAACAUCCGUUGAUCAUACCGGGUGGAGGAGUGACGAGGACCCUCGCCAAAAUGGCCGUCACGACGCCGCCCGCUCUGGAGGAUCAAGUCGACGGUAAUUUUCUCCUUCAAUAUGCGAAUUCACCGACCACCAGUACUUCCACCCUGCAGGAGAGCUAUUCUCCGGAAGUUUCGACCAACAGUCCGGAAGAAUUCGAGCAGCGCAUCGAGUCGGAGCUUGCCGCUCUGGAUUCUUUGCCCAUGGACGAAAGCAAGAUGCAUCGUUGCAGCGUCAUCUCGGAGGAUCUACUCGAGUUCUCUGACAAUCUGAUCGAUCCCGAGGAUACAGGAUCCUGUACUACUGAGAACGUAUCGGAGGAAACGAACGACUCCGUUGACGUUGACGUUAGGAGAAAGAUCAGCGUUGAGUCGAAAAAUUCGCAAAAAAGCGUUGCUUCGAAAUCCCUCGAGGAAGAGGCCGAGACGGGGCUGCCCAGUAGAAACUCCACUACGUCCAGCUCGAGCAGAUCGGAAGACUCGAGUCUCUCAAAUAAAAACGAAUCUCCGAGCGUAGCUUCGAUCGCAAGAUCGUCCCAGCCGACGAGCGCGAGAGGAGGAGGAUCGUCGAGCCAUCAAAAAAGAUCUUUCAACUGUACGCUUCAGAUAGAACGGUCCUUUGCGGAGGAAUCCAGCGUGAUCGCUAGCACCGGUACGACCACGCAGUACAACGCAAAUACCGUGAAAUCCUCUGGAUCGGACAAUGCGAAUCGCAAGGAUCCUAAUUGCUGUAACAACGACAACUAUCUUACGUCCAAUACGAAAUCGUACGAUCGCGAAGAAUCGGAUAAAUUGGUAGUCGCGCGUAACAGCGAUUUGUCGCGACAAUCCGAUCACGUUUCCUGCGAGGAUCUUUUAGAGUUCGCUUGCGACGGUCCGAACGCUCGCAGAACUCGUGGUCCGCGUAACGGCGAACAGUCCGACGAAGUGAGAAUCAUGUUGAAGGUUUUACACGAUCAAUCGACUCCCGAGUCCUGCAUAGCGGCCUUGAACGUCACCGGCUGGGACGUCUUGACGGCGAUAAAGCUCGAACGUCUUCAAGGCUUGUUGAAAAGGGAGAACAAUUUUGUCGGUCUCGAGGAUUGCAAGCUGAUGCUCAGCCAGUGCGGCGGGGACGUCGUUAAAGCGGCCGCCUUGCUACGAAACACCGAUGAUACCGCUGCGGUUUAAUCCUCGAGACGCAACAGUUCAAUACGCUUUUGUUUUUCUUUUUUUUUUUUUUUUUUUUUCUACAGAUAAUCGAGAUUCGCGAGAUUUUUAUUUAUUUCCGUUAGGGCUUUUUCUUUUAUAUAGCGAUACAAAAAUAUAGUAUUUCAAGGCGACGCACUUUUCCAACUUUAUUAUCGCGUCGAGUCUUUGCACGAGGGGCGAUCGAAUUUUCCAAAAAUUCGUGCCAGCCUGUUUCAAAGAAACGUUUAAUCGUCUAUUUUAACCGAAUCGCUUAUUUAAUUUAUCCUACUAUUUUUUCGCAGAGUAAUUUGCAUUUUUAUUGUAUCUUUACACGAUGUGAUAUACUUUGCACAAUAAGUAAUCUCGUCAAAUAGUCGGUUUAUCAUUAUCAUUUAGAUGAUAAAGCUGAAUACACUCACACACACACAUAAAUAUAUAUUCGAUGUAUUUUCUAUCUUCCGUUUUGCCAAGGUUUAAUAAUAGGAGCGAAAGUUUUAUAAGGAAAGUCUGCGUUCGGCCAUUAAUUAAACUUUACGUAACGGAUAAACGUAGGAAAAUUUGUAGCAUAUUACGCUUUGAGGGCCGUAUAGUCUCUCCCCUCUCUCUCUCUCUCUCUCUCUGUUUAUAUAUAUAUAUAUAUGUAUGUAUGUAUGUAUAUACAUAUAUACAUAAAAUUGUGUAUUUUAUUUUACACAUAAAGAUGCCCGUUUAGUCAUUUUACUUUACUAUCGUACUUGGGAAGAAAAAAAAGAAAAGGGAAGAAAAGAAAAAAAAAUGAACGCGAUCGAGUAUUUUAUAAGACAAUCAGUUUUUUACGCGUCGAUACGUUUAAUGAUCGCGCUGAUUUAAGCGCGAAGCGAGGAGACUGCACGUAAUACGAUAAGCUCGUUUGAUUCCUUCGCGUGUAGACAAAUUUGUUUAUUCGUUGAUACGUAAUUUUGAUACGAAGAUAAUGUAUUUUUUCUAUCCCCAUUUUUCAGUGUGACGUGUGCGCAGGGCCUACCGCUAUAUAGCAUUUCUCUUUGCGAUUUUAAUUAUUAUUCUCGCUCGGUUUCGUCGAUGUCUUGACGGUGAAAUAGAAAAAAGGGAAUUUAAUAUCGAGAGAAAUAUUUCGUAACGUUUCCGUGCUCGUUCAGGGAAUAAUUUUCUACUCGAGAACGAGCGGCAAACUUUCCUUCGUUUUCACGCCGUCGGUAGCGUCGAAAGGAUAGCGAGAUUAUAAAAUGAAAUAAAAAACGAACAAUAAUAAAAUGUAAGAACGGUGAACGUAAUAAGACUAACGAGAAGAAA
Molecule: messenger RNA, 3056 nt
Organism: Vespula pensylvanica (western yellowjacket)
Lineage: Eukaryota; Metazoa; Arthropoda; Insecta; Hymenoptera; Vespidae
Product: activated Cdc42 kinase-like
Exons: 2
Coding region: 213-1766 (517 amino acids)
Source: RefSeq, a predicted model, not a curated record